AUGGGUCUGCGUUGCUCAUGCUUGGACCAUCCGCAUAAAUAUCAGCGACGGCAGUCUGAUGAUCUUGACAUGGAACGAAGCAACGACGAUAGCGACGAAGAGCUGUCGGUAUUGGUAGAGGAGCAGGAAGGUCAUGAACUUCUACAUGUAGGAUCUAGAUUAAGUUUAAAUGUUUGGAAUAGUUCAAGAGCGCGAUCGAAGCGAUGUGGAUCGAUUGCUGGUACUGAAAAUGUAGCAGAAUUAGACACGUCAGACGACGUAGACGAGGAGAAGCACGUGCCUCGAAGUCUCAUUUCAAGGCUAAUUGGACGAGGCAUUAAUGAUCUAAUAACACCACUCUCACCUUCAUCGGAAGAGCUAUCGAGGCUGCUUCGUUCUUAUCAGGAAAUCACUGGAGUAGUCGAUGAAGGUCAGCUUGACCUUGAAUGCAUUAUGUGCUUGGAUACAUUUUCUGAAAACAAUCCAAAGGUCCGCACAUUGUGUAAUUGCGGUAUCAAUCGCACGAAUUUUCAUAUGAGCUGCUUGCUCGAGUGGAUCAAUCGCGACGCAAAUUGUCCAGUUUGUCGCGAGUAUCUCUACUUCGAAGAUUUGUGA
Messenger RNA from Plasmopara halstedii, 594 nucleotides. RefSeq names its product tpa: ring zinc finger domain superfamily protein. The transcript is spliced from 3 exons. The record is from RefSeq and is a predicted model, not a curated record. Gene Ontology annotation, molecular function: ubiquitin-protein transferase activity. The coding region runs from base 1 to 594 and encodes 197 amino acids. NCBI's taxonomy places the organism in Eukaryota, Oomycota, Peronosporomycetes, Peronosporales, Peronosporaceae.